Molecule: messenger RNA, 519 nt
Organism: Acanthoscelides obtectus
Lineage: Eukaryota; Metazoa; Arthropoda; Insecta; Coleoptera; Chrysomelidae
Source: the annotation of a GenBank genome assembly
GUUGGUAUAAAAGAAGGUUGAGUCUUUAUGUUUAUGAUUAUUUUUAAGCGAUAGAUCAGAACAUAAGGCAGGAAAAUGACUUUGUUUAGUAUGUAUCUCUCAAGCAACAUUGCCAGAAUAAUUACGUCUUCCGAUCUGGAUAAUUUUCCAACCAUAAGCACUACAUGUUUUUUCGGCAAAAAGAAGGCACCGACCGUAAGUCCCACAGAUCCGCAUAUUUCCGAUGUCUCAGACGACGAUUUCAGUGACGGAGAAAAUAUUUCCCAAACAAAUGAGCUUAACGAUGAAGAAGAAGUGCCUUCAGGACUUGACAACAUUGCAGUUCCCAUUGAGUAUUUUACAAAGUUUUUUUCAUUUGAUCUAAUGGAUAAAAUAGUCUAUCAGACAAAUCUUUAUAGUACUCAGCAACUUGAUUAUUGAUAAAAAUCCGCCAGAAAUAACGGAUCUAUACUCUUGAUUAUGGGUGUAAUAAAACUUCCUGCCAUAGAAGAUUUUUGGGCAGCUAGUACAAGAGUAGAU